Messenger RNA from Phaeodactylum tricornutum CCAP 1055/1, 359 nucleotides. RefSeq lists its product with no specific name. The transcript is spliced from 2 exons. The annotation marks the transcript as partial. Gene Ontology annotation, molecular function: RNA binding; protein binding. The record is from RefSeq and is a predicted model, not a curated record. Gene Ontology annotation, cellular component: U1 snRNP; U2-type prespliceosome. Lineage: Eukaryota; Bacillariophyta; Bacillariophyceae; Surirellales; Neidiaceae. Gene Ontology annotation, biological process: mRNA cis splicing, via spliceosome.
ACCGGCUGACCUCAUCAGUACACAACUGGAUCUUUCCCUUUACGUACUAUACCAUGGACGCUUUGACGGAGGAGGAGGAGGAGGGUACAGUGGCUCAGGCAGCGGACGAGGAGACGCUGGGGGGAGAAGAAAUUGCCUCCGCCGCCGGACAGUACAAUUGGUCCGCCUUUUACGAUGACGAAGGUCGAAUUUAUUACUACAAUAGUACAACCGAAGAAAGCUCUUGGGACGCACCCGCGGAAGGCUUUAAUGCAGCUCCAGAACCGGAAGCUGUGGCCUCUUGGGUCGUCUACAAGGAUGAGGAAGGUCGGGAGUACUACUACAAUGUCGAAACGGAAGAAACACAAUGGGAGAAACCC